AUGAGAGUAUCCGAGGCCAGCGCAAUUUUCCGCGUUUUUCUCUACGAAUUCUGUCAGUUUGUUCAUAGUUACGAAAAAAGCUUCUGUGUAUUGGCGGAUCAAAGAAAUUGGCCACUUGGAGAGAAUUUUCAAUUUUUAAUGAUUUGUGCCUUAUGCGGCUGUUUCGGUGUCACCAUCACAUUUUUUGCAAUUCAUUUCGUAUUCCGGUAUUUUGCUCUAGAAAGACAAGGCCGUUUGUCCUAUUUCCAAGGGUGUUAUUUCGUAAUUUGGCUCACGAUUCCAGUAAUUUUCGGAGUUUUAUGGGGAAUGACAAUUGGUUAUUUUGUGGGACCGGAUGCAGAAAAAACCGAGUAUUUGAGAGAAAGCAUUCUAACCAGCUACAACUUAUCCAUGGAUGACGUCACUUAUGUCGGAUCUGUUUAUUGGAGGAAAAAAGAAGAUGGAGGGGAAGAAAUUGUCUUGGAUAGUAUAAUUGCGAUGGUAAUUUUUAUGGCUAUGAUGACCACCUCAUUUACUGUUGUCUGCUAUUAUGGAUACAAAAGUUACGAAAGAAUCACAUCAUUGAUCUACGAAGGAGAGUCAGCGUACACCAGGAAUCUACAGAAACAAUUAUACAAGGCGCUGGUUGUGCAGGCAAUUAUCCCAACCGUCCUAAUGUAUGCUCCAGUUGGUUCCUAUCUAGUCCUUCCAUUCUUCGGUGUCAAUAUUGCUCCAUUCAGUAAACUUGUCACUUUUGUGUACGCUGCUUAUCCGGCAGUUGAUCCACUUCCAUUGAUGUUUAUCAUUGAUAAUUAUCGGAAUGCUAUAUCGGGAGUGCAAAGGUUCUUGUCAUCGCACGAUGAGGAGUUCGCAAGAAAGGUGAAAGACCUAUGGAAUGUGAAAAGCAACGCCUAUAGCCUUCAUCACUUCUGUAAUAAUUGUGGGAAGAAAACUGGACCGAAAAAAAAGUACCACAUAGAAGACGUUUUGCAAAGAAGGGAGAAUUUGAGAAGGGGAGAGGAGAAAAUGCACAAUCUGGGAGCUCCAAUUUUUAGAAGAGUUUGGCAGCAAGAAACACCUAGUUCCCAACAUCUCCAUCUGUCUGGAAUCUUGUCAGUUGAUGGAGUCAGUGUACCAGGAUCUACGAAGAAGCUAUGGCCGGUGUCUGUUAUGAUUGUGGAUCUUAGCACGGCUGACAUGCAGAAGAGUUCUAACAUUAUUCUGGAAGGGAUUGUUGAAGGAAAUGCGAAUCCGUCUACUGCACUUUGGACCAGUAUAAUUCCCAUGAUUUUCAGCGAUUUCGAAAGUCAAAAAAGAGCUAUUGGUACACUCGGAUACCAACUCCAUCUGGUAACGUUUGUUGGCGAUCAACCAGUAAGAUGA
Messenger RNA from Caenorhabditis briggsae, 1362 nucleotides. RefSeq names its product Protein CBR-STR-164 (gene Cbr-str-164). The record is from RefSeq and is a predicted model, not a curated record. Gene Ontology annotation, molecular function: G protein-coupled olfactory receptor activity. The transcript is spliced from 10 exons. Gene Ontology annotation, biological process: olfactory behavior; G protein-coupled receptor signaling pathway. The coding region runs from base 1 to 1362 and encodes 453 amino acids. NCBI's taxonomy places the organism in Eukaryota, Metazoa, Nematoda, Chromadorea, Rhabditida, Rhabditidae.